Molecule: messenger RNA, 1247 nt
Organism: Beta vulgaris subsp. vulgaris (sugar beet)
Lineage: Eukaryota; Viridiplantae; Streptophyta; Magnoliopsida; Caryophyllales; Amaranthaceae
Product: quinone-oxidoreductase homolog, chloroplastic
Exons: 4
Coding region: 138-1127 (329 amino acids)
Molecular function (GO): oxidoreductase activity
Source: RefSeq, a predicted model, not a curated record
CAUUGAAAAAAAAGAAGAGAGGCCAUAAAAAUUGUGUUGUAAAUGUUUGUUUCAUUUUGCGCAUUAAUAAGUACCACAAAUCCACAAUCCUUCAUCUGACGAAAAACUGUGGUGAGAGAAUAAUAUCUGAAGGAUAAAUGGCUGCCAAAUUAAUGCAUGCGGUUCAGUAUUCUGGCUAUGGCGGUGGAGUUGAUGCUUUAAAGCAUGUUGAGGUUGCUGUUCCUGAUCCAAAGGCUGAUGAGGUAUUGAUUAAAAUCGAGGCAGCAACUUUAAAUCCGAUUGAUUGGAAGAUCCAGACGGGCGUACUCCGGCCUUUCUUACCCCGCAAAUUCCCAACUAUACCAGGUUCUGAUGUUGCAGGUGAGGUUGUCCAGGCUGGAUCUUCUGUAAAGAAGUUCAAAACUGGUGACAAGGUCGUGGCCAUACUUAGUCAUGCUAAUGGAGGUGCCCUGGCUGAAUAUGCUGUGGCAAAAGAAAACCUUACAGUUGCGAGACCACCAGAAGUAACAGCACCAGAAGGUGCAGCUCUCCCUGUUGCUGCCCUUACUGCUCACCAAGCUCUUACCCAGUCUGCAAGCAUCAAGCUUGAUGGAAGUGGUGAAACGAAGAACAUAUUGAUCACGGCUGCAUCUGGUGGUGUGGGACACUAUGCUGUCCAGCUGGCGAUGCUCGGAAACACGCAUAUAACAGCGACAUGUGGGGCUCGCAACCUAGAAUUUGUAAAGAGCUUGGGCGCCAACGAGGUUCUUGACUACAAGACUCCGGAGGGGGCUGCCUUGAAAAGCCCCUCGGGAAAGAAAUAUGACUAUGUGAUCCAUUGUGCUAUGGGCACCCCUUGGGCUACCUUUGAACCCAAUUUGAGUGCUGCAGGUAAGGUGAUAGACUUAACUCCCGGCCCAAGUGCAAUAAUGACAUUUGCCAUGAAGAUGCUGACAUUCUCCAAGAAGCAGCUCGUGCCUCUGCUUCUGAUACCAAAAACAGAAAACUUUGAAUAUGUGGUAAAUCUGGUGAAGGAAGGGAAGCUUAAAACAGUCGUAGACUCAAAACAUCCUUUGAGUAAAGCUGAAGAUGCUUGGAGUAAAAUGAUGAGUGGACAUGCGACUGGAAAGAUUAUAAUAGAGCCUUGAAGAAAAAAUAUGUAUGCAGAAAAUAUAUAACUUGCUUGAAGAUUAUAAAUAUAUUGCAGUACAUAAUACUAAUACAUCUUCCUUACCUUUGGUUUUGGAAAUCUUAUUAUGUUUUGUGCC